UUAGACUCUCACUGCGGAUUGGCUGAGAUUAACAUCCAUUUGCUGAUAAACCUGUAUGUAUAAAACUGGAGGAAACGUUGAGGUUAUUUAUCCGGUUUUGUGUCUUCAAGGAACAACAAUGAUGUGGAAACUGGCUUUUCCUUUCCUGGCAGCUCUGCUUGCUGUUGGGUUGGGUCGACACCAAGACGGCGGGAUAGAUGCAAACGCCAACGAUCCAGACGUCCAGACAGCUCUGAAAGUUGCCAUUGAUGGAUACAACGACGCCUCCCCAGACAUUUACCUCUACAAAGUGGUGACGGUUAUGAGGGUUCAGAAAAAGAUGGUGGAAGGUUACAUGUACACCCUGUCUGUGGUUAUAGCAAGAACCGUGUGCAAAAAGGACAGAAGGCAUGGCUGGUGCCAUAUCUUCCUGAAUCCACCUCAGGCCAAGUUUCAGCGAUGCACCUUUGUGGUGUUAAACGGUGGGUUUAUACCACAAUGGGGGCUGCUGGAACAGAGAUGCUACUAAGAGAAAAUCACCAGGAUUCUUCUGGACUGAAGUUGUUUGUGGAUAAACUAUGAAACACUAAAAUACCAUUUGACCAAUAAAACCUUCAAUUUGC
Molecule: messenger RNA, 602 nt
Organism: Oryzias latipes (Japanese medaka)
Lineage: Eukaryota; Metazoa; Chordata; Actinopteri; Beloniformes; Adrianichthyidae
Product: cystatin-C-like
Cellular component (GO): vesicle; cytoplasm
Molecular function (GO): cysteine-type endopeptidase inhibitor activity
Source: RefSeq, a predicted model, not a curated record